CAAGCUGACAGUGAAAGAGCACAGCAACAGGCGGAAAUUCAGCCCACAGAGCAAACAAACUGAGGAAAGAACGUCCCAGUUCGGAUUAACAGACUCUCCUCUUUUCCAGAAAAACACUUAACAAAAAGCUGGAAUUAUUUAGUUGUAGGUACAAGACAGUUUAACUGAACACAUUUGUCACGGCACUGCAGCAGUGUUGUGGGCAGGGGGACGUGCCUCGAUAAAUCAACCAGCAGGGACAAAUUUAAUUUCAAGGAGAAAUAUUGCUGCUCGGGAGAGAAGAUACCAAAGCCUUCUGGGAGCAGAGGAGGUACAGCACAGAGAGAGACAGAGUGUUAACAAGGGCAGCCAUGGAGAGAGACAACUACACCGGCCUGCAGGAGUUAUCAGAGGAGCCGACAGCUGGAGGGAGCAGGCUCAUACUGGAACACAGUGACGGCUCCCAGGGACUGAAGCGGGGUGUUGAGUGUUUGAGGAGUCGGACUGCUCUCCUGUUGCUUAUUGGCUUCUUGGCCUCCAUCUGCGCCAACAUCGUGCUUACUGUGCUCUUGAUUGGCAGGCCGGUGCCGGGUGCCCCUCUGGACUCCUCAUCUCUGGGUUUUAAACUGAACUCGGUGCAGAAACGUUACAUCCAGCUGUGUGAGGACUACACCGCUCUGGGACAGGGCUGUUCUAAGACAGUGAAGCAGUGCAGGGAGUGUCCUGACAAAUGGAUUCAUGUUGGGGAUCAGUGUUACUACUUCAGCAAUAACAAGCUGGACUGGCUGAAGAGCAGAGAUAGCUGUGAAGAGAUGGGCAGCCAUCUUACCAUACUGCACACCAUGGAGCAGCAUGAUGCUCUGGAAAAAGAAGCCAAGAAAAUUGGUGGAUUUGAUUACCACUUCUGGAUCGGCCUGUCUGAUAUUGAGACAGAAGGAGAAUGGAGAUGGGUGGACAACACAACACUGCAACACAAUUACUGGGAUCAGUGGAGCUCAGAGCCAAAUAACCACCAGUCAGGAGGGGAGCAUGGAGAGGACUGUGCCACUUUAGACAGCCACGCAAAGACAUGGUUUGAUGUUCCUUGUGAGCACAUUUAUAAACGGAUCUGCCAGAUGGACGCCAUUCAGUUCAACUGAAUCCUCAUAUAACUGAAAAUACUCCACAACUGGGAAGUCUGGAAAUUAAACGGGGUUGUGAAGGGGGGAAAAAUGAAUGGGUAUUUGGAAUUAAAGAAAAUAAAUCGUGCACUGAAAUGUAAUUUUACUGACAUACAAUAUGCACAGGAGAUGUUAUUUUUUUAACUGAAGUAGUUUGGGAAAUUCUGUACAUUGCAUUGAGAUACAACAUGGGGCAAUGACAUCAAGUAACAUUUUUGGGAGCGUGUCCAUUGUCAAUUAAUGAGCCAAUUACUGCACAUAGUUUUGAGAUAUUUCCAAAUGACUUUUCUUUGAAUGUCAGGUCAUCCAGGUCUGACAUUAGAAAAAGGUCCUCGUAUUAGAAAAUUGAAUGCCACAGACACUGUCUGCUGGAGGUUUGGACAUGAUUGUUGUCUUUUAUGUCUUUUUACUUUUAUGUGCAUCUUUGGAAGAGAUUUUUGCACACAACACAACAUACUUCAAAAACAUUUCAGAUUUUAUUGUAGUUUUUUUUCCACAAGAUUUAUAUUGCUUCUUCACACUGCUUUGGGCUUUUGAGGCAGAAUUUGUCAAUAAAUGUUCUUGUUUUCUACAGUCUAA
Messenger RNA from Plectropomus leopardus (leopard coralgrouper), 1718 nucleotides. It is a transcript of the gene cldc1, whose product is annotated as C-type lectin domain containing 1. Lineage: Eukaryota; Metazoa; Chordata; Actinopteri; Perciformes; Serranidae. The record is from RefSeq and is a predicted model, not a curated record.